This is a messenger RNA of Plutella xylostella (diamondback moth), 3757 nucleotides long. RefSeq names its product ADP-ribosylation factor GTPase-activating protein 1 (gene ArfGAP1). The record is from RefSeq and is a predicted model, not a curated record. NCBI's taxonomy places the organism in Eukaryota, Metazoa, Arthropoda, Insecta, Lepidoptera, Plutellidae. Gene Ontology annotation, molecular function: GTPase activator activity. Gene Ontology annotation, cellular component: Golgi membrane. Gene Ontology annotation, biological process: regulation of ARF protein signal transduction; regulation of endocytosis.
CAUGUCAAAAAUUAUUUGACAUUGCCCGGGUUGAACGAGACGGAAGUUGGAGCUGUGUUGUGAAAUCUCCUCUAAAAGUUAAUUGUUUCUCUACUUCUUGGAUUGUAGCUAUGGCUUCUCCGCGGACACGUAGGAAGUUGACUUCCAUUAAAAACAUUGAUGAGAACGACAGAUGUUUUGAGUGCGGGUCGCUGAAUCCGCAAUGGGUGUCGGUGACGUACGGCAUCUGGAUCUGCCUGGAGUGCUCGGGGGUGCACCGCAGCCUCGGGGUGCACCUCUCCUUCGUGAGAUCUGUCACCAUGGACAAGUGGAAGGACAUUGAACUGGAGAAAAUGAUGGUGGGAGGUAACUCAAAGGCGAGAGAGUUUCUGGAGAGCCAGCCCGACUACAAGCCGGGGAUGACCUUGCCGCAGAAGUACAACACGAAAGCCGCUGCCAUGUAUCGCCAGAAGAUAUCAGCGCUGGCUGAGGGCCGGUCGUGGAGCCCCUCAGACUUCAAGUCGGAGACGGUGGACCGUCAGCAGGAGUGGGGGGCCUCCCACAACUCCUACUCGUCAGGGGACGCCCCUCUGCACACGAGUGGGUCGGACAACAAUAUCAGCUACCACAGUAGCAGCCAGAACCGCUACACCGGGUUCGGCAACGCGCCCCCGCAGACGCAUUCCACACCGAUGUCGCCCGUGCACAGCGGGAACGAGAUGGUGGACAACACCAUCGCUUCACUGGCCACCGGCUGGUCAAUGUUCACCAACUCGGUGACUAAGGUGGCCAAGAGCGCGACCGAGAACGCGGUGCGGUACGGCGGCAUCGCCUCGCAGAAGGUCACCGAGAUGGCCUCUACCGUCACUGAGAAGGUGAACAACCGCGGCGGCUGGAGCUCCCUCGGCGGGACAACAGACGCCCAGCGCCGCGCGUCCAACUGCGUCGCCGGCGCCUACCAGACCGGCGGCUACGGAGCCAUGAAGAGUUCCACCUCGGAGCCCUACUCGCAGUGGAACGAGCAGACUCAGCCGUGGCAACAGGAGUCGGUCGCGGCUCGCAACAACAUGGAUGCCCGUGACCUCUCGCAGGUGGGCGUGAACAGUCCCCCCCCUGACAUCAAGAACUUGACCAUCCGACAGAAGAAGAAGGACGACGAGUCGUGGGAGUGGCUGAACAACUAGAUCUAAUGCUGAUCCUAUCACCUAAGCUCAACGUAAUGUUAAAUUUGUCUGCCUGCCAAUCCUGUUACUGUAAAACCUCUUAAAUAUGUCCCCUUGUGCCUUUCUUUUUAUUGAUUAUAAAAAAGAACUAUCUAAUCUAAAAAGGUUUAACACCAAUUAUUUGCCCUUAUUGCUAUUUUGGAACUUUGUCUUUCGAUAAAGGAAAAAAGCGAACUGUUCGGGCAUAUCGGGCUCACUUUAGCUAAAGCGCUGUGGAUUAUCCUUAUAUGAGUAUGCUAUGAUAUUGCUGUCCAUUACGUUAAGAUACUUGCUAUGUGACGUUACAUUUGUACUAAAGUACUAUUGUUGGUCCUUUUGGACACUUUAUAUUCGUUGCUGAUUGUGCUUUGUUGUGACUUUAAUAUUGUAAACAUAGAGAUGGAUAACUGCAUCGAUUAACGUAAUAAUAUAUUGUGUACCUAUUGUUAUUUUUAUUGGUCAUAGCGAUGUAGCACCAUAUCUUAAUACUUAUUAUAUUAUAGAGCAUUAUCAGUGUAUUCGGUGGAUCUUGUAUUAAUAGGAUUACUGGUUAGAUAACGAUGAUUGUUGUAAGACCCUUUCUUUGUCGCCAUCACAGUAUAUUCGAUAGGAUUAAAAUAAGGUGCCAAAACAUGUCAUGGCCACCUUCUAAUAGGCAAUCGCGCGACUUCGUUUAGCAUUAUGUAUUUCAUGUCUAAAUAAAUUAAUAGUAUAAUUUACUGUGAAACUUUUAAUUGAAUAUAAGUAUAAAUUUGAAUUAUUGUAUUUAAUGAAAAAUAUCGAAAUUUUUAUGCUAAAGCAUACACAGAGGAGUUUAUAUUUCGGGAGGGAAAAAGAUUAUCUUCUUAUAUUUGAAAAUGUAUAUAAUAUAUUUUAAACUACGUGUCACGUUUUAUAUAAUUAUUAUAAACAUAGAUAGAAGAAACGAACGGACUUAAAAUGGAGCGAUUAUGUGGUAGAUUAUAAAUGAACGGACUAUGAUUAUCAUAAUAUUAUACAUUUUCUAUAUUCUUUAUUUUACAAUAUUAUUGCAUUCCUAAUAAUUAUAAUGAUAACAAGAACUAAAUUAACUUUUACUUAUAGCAUAUAUUUUAAAUUUAUUAAAAUUUUCUAAUUAUUUUUAGUAUGUGUGUAAUCACUGAAAGAGUUAAUCCUUUAUAAGGCUCUGAGCAAUAUAUGACCAUCAUAUUUUGAACUUUAUGACAUCGACUAUAGGUCCAAAACCAUUGAAAUAUUGGAACUUAUUCUGCCUUAUAAAGGGUUAAAGGAAUCGAAUUUCAGUAGGAUAAUAGGAUUUUUAAAAUAUAUUUGUCAAAGUUGUUAGUUAUAUUUGUAUAGUAACUUACUUAAAAUUUUGUUUUAAACAGUGAAACAGGCCCUAUCAUUUCCAUAUACAUUAAGUAUUUUAUAAUUAUUAUAAAAAAUAAUAACUUGACUGCUCAAAACUUUUACAAACAUAAAUCGAAUUACAAAGUAAAACCGUUACAAUACUCUAAGACUAAAAAAAAUUCAGAAUGUAAUAUGUUAAAUAUUACUUGACAUAAGUUAUACCUUCUUUGGCAGAGUCUACAUAAGAAUUAUCACUAUUUUAUGGUAUGCGAUUUAGCGAUAUCGUAUAAACUUUUGUAUGGCUCCGGAUUAUCACUACAUUUUGGCCUACUAUAUCAAUUUAGCAACACCCUGUUUAAAUAACUAUAAUGUUCCGGCUACUUUUUGUAAGCUGAAUUCCGAAAUACGCGUUCCAUUUUUUAUAAAGAAAUACUCUAGAGACAGAAUGGAUUAAAGUGUAACUUUUUUAUAAUUAUUUCAAAUUUAAAAAGUUUAGUAGUUUUGCCUCGGUUACUUCUCUUAAAAAGCCUUUCUUUGUAUGAAUGCUUUCUAUUGAACAUAAAGUAUAGAUUCUGAUGCAAAAUUAUUGAUAGUUUUAAUGAAAGAGAUCAAGAGAAAAACUUUUAUUGAGGUCAAAUAUUUUACUUUGUUUUAGUGUAAGUAGUUAAUUUGUUUAUUGAUUAGGUUACCUACAACAGUAAUAUUUAUAUUCCUUUAUUAUCUAAGACUUGCUGUAUUUUUUUAUAUUUAUUAGGUAAAUAUAAUAUUAUUAUGUAGAAACCAGAAUCUUGUUUACGGCCUUAUCAACAUUUUAAAUUUCAAUAAUUAAUAAUGUAAGCAUUUUUUUCUCAGUAUCUGGUAAAUUAAUCAUGGAUUAUUUAUUUAUAUAGGUACAUAUUUUAAUGUUAUCACUCUUACUACAACAAUAUAGAGAUCAGGGGCGUACCCAGCUAGAAGAUAAAAUUAACGUAAAUUUGCCUGCCAAGUGGGAAUUUUUGCGACCAUCAUCUCGAAACAGGUAUGAGCUGCCCCUCCCUAGCUGAAAUCCUGGGUAGCUGCCCCCCCCCCCCUAGCUGAAAUCCUGGGUACGCCCUUGGUGAUAUGUCUACGCCAGUUUACCAUCACAACUGUCAAUAAAUUAUUAUGUACCUACUUAUCAAAAGUAAAAUGAAUGUGCAGGUUUUAUCAAAACAGACAAUGAAAAAUAUACCAGUGGGUAUUCGUGAAGUUUUGACGAAGCUGUCACA